AUGUAUCCCGACCUGUUUAAAGGGCUAGCUCUAAAGAAUGAAGAUUUAUCUAACUAUGAUACACCAUUAGUGGGAUUCGAUGGUCAAAUGGUGGUCCUUGAGGGGCAUAUCUCACUUCCUGUAAACAUGGAAGAGAAAGAGGUGAUGGUGACUUUCAUAGUGGUUAGCUCAUUUUCACUGUAUAUGGCUAUUUUCGGUAGGCCAUGGAUUCAUGCAAUGGGAGCAAUCCCGUCCACUUUGGAUGUUAAGGUCAAGUUCCACACUAAGCAUGGUAUUGCAACGGUGAGGGGAAAUCAACAAGUAGCAAGACAGUGCUUGGUGGUGGCUGUAAACUGGGAAAUAAAGCAAAAAGAUUCCUCCAAGGAUGUCCCUUUAUAG
Quercus lobata is the source of this 378-nucleotide messenger RNA. RefSeq lists its product as uncharacterized. The record is from RefSeq and is a predicted model, not a curated record. Bases 1 to 378 code for a protein of 125 amino acids. The transcript has a single exon. Lineage: Eukaryota; Viridiplantae; Streptophyta; Magnoliopsida; Fagales; Fagaceae.